Penicillium macrosclerotiorum is the source of this 1188-nucleotide messenger RNA. Its product is annotated as putative integral membrane protein. Lineage: Eukaryota; Fungi; Ascomycota; Eurotiomycetes; Eurotiales; Aspergillaceae. The record is from RefSeq and is a predicted model, not a curated record. Bases 1 to 1188 code for a protein of 395 amino acids. The transcript has 5 exons.
AUGACUGACGAGGACCAAAGGGCCCUGGCGGUCCAAACGGUCGCGGCCGUGUUUAUGCCAGUGGCUUGUGUGGCGGUAAUACUGCGCUGCUAUGUGCGUGGAUUUUUGGUGAAAGGGUUUGGAUGGGAUGAUGGGGCGAUGGUAUUCGCAAUGUUGUUUUACAUCAUGUUCUCGGCGUGUAUGAUCGGCGGUACUCUAUAUGGCACUGGUCGGAAGUUUAUCAAUCUCACGGCACAUCAGCGCGUGACAGCUAUGGAGUACUGGUGGCUUUGCGAAGUUGCAUAUUGUUUUGCAUCUAUUGGGUGCAAGAUCUCCAUUUGUGUAUUCCUCAUGAGAAUCACGGUGAAGAGGAGUCAUAUCUGGACUCUCUAUAUUGUCAUGAUCCUUACAGUCCUUGCAGGGCUGGUGUUCUUUUUCCUGAUGCUUCUGCAAUGCAAGCCGCUCUCCUACUUCUGGUGGAGAACGGCAGAGGAUCCUACGAUUGAAGGAUACUGUAUCAACAUCAACAUCAUCAUUAUCAUGACAUAUGUUUACAGUGUUUUUGCUGCGGCUUGUGAUUUUACCGUUGGAAUUUUGCCGAUUUUCCUUGUCCGAAAAUUGCACAUGAAGCGAGAGGCAAAGAUGGCUGUCAUAGGAAUCCUGAGCAUGGCCUGCAUUGCUUCAUCUGCGGUUAUCAUCCGCUUCCCUUUCGUAUCAACAUUUGGGGAUCCUGAUUUUCUCUACGCCACCUACCAAAUUGCUAUUUGGUCGAACAUCGAAGCUGGACUCGGUAUCACCGCCGGCAGCCUUGCAACCCUCCGUCCCCUUCUCCGUCAUUGGCUCGGCUCGCGAAACGAUUCUCGUUACCCGUCUGGCUUCCCAGGGGAAUCUUCCGCCCAUCGAGCUAGACGAAGCAAUUCCCGAGGCAUGCCUCUUGGGUCAUUAGAAGGGAGCGCGCGCGGAGGUCUGAGACCAGAUAAACUGGCCGUAAUGGUUACAAACAUCGAAAGCCAGAGGGAUACAGAAAACACUUGGGUGGGGCCUUCAAGCCCAAAUAGCAGUGAAGAGAGGUUGACUGUGAACCAAUCAUCGCUGCCAACCCCCAAAAAAUUCGAAGUGGGUGUUCAUCAGACAUUUGAAGUCACUCAAGCACCAGCAGAGGGGGAUGACGCAUACGGGUCUCACCCUAUGGCGAGGGAACAUGUAUAA